AUGUUUGUUAACUUGAUUCAAUACGUGUUAGUAACCCUUUCAUUGGGUCCAGUCUGUCUAGGUGCAGCACUUAAAGCUAGAUCAGAUAAAACAGUUGCGUUCAAUUUCGAAAAAUCUCAUGGCAAUGCUGAAGAUGAUGAUUUCUUUGAUAAUUAUGACAAUGAAUUAGAAUCCUCAUCUGGUGCUUAUUUCUUGACGGAGCGUUCAGAAACUCAACAUGGGCAAGGCAAACGUGAUACUGUCAGCGCUAAAAUCAAAAAUGAAAAGACCUAUUACUCAGUUGUACUUGAGUUAGGAUCCCAUAAACAAAAGAGCAAGAUUUUAAUUGAUACUGGUUCCAGUGACUUAUGGGUCGUUGAAUCUGAUGCAACAUGCAUUGAUGUGGAUUGCAAAAAAGCGGGCACCUAUUCACCACAAAAGUCGUCAACAUUUACUAAUUUGAGUCAACCAUUUUCCAUUUUGUAUGCUGAUGGAACCUCAGGUAAUGGGACAUUUGUUAAAGACACUGUGAAAAUUGGUAAUGCAUCGGUCAAGCAACAAGAGUUUGCUGUUGCUACUUCGUCAUCGUCUGAUGUUGGUGUUUUGGGUAUUGGGCUUACGUCUUUAGAGUCAACGGUGGAUAAUUCAACUUAUGAUAAUUUACCCAUUUCUAUGAAGAAACAAGGUUUCAUUGAUAAAGUUGCAUAUUCAAUAUUUUUGAAUAAGAGAACAAGUAAGUCGGGUACUGUUUUAUUUGGUGGAAUUGAUCAUGCCAAAUACUAUGGCAACUUGGUUGAAUUGCCAAUUACGUCAAAGACUGACAUAACAGUACCGUUUGAAGGAGUCACAUUCAAUAGCCAAGUCUUGAACAAUUACACCAAUGAAUUAUUGUUAGACAUAGGAUCCUCAUUUUCUUAUUUACCUAAAAACAUAAUCGAAGGUAUUGCAGAAGACUUGAAUGGAACCUUUUCGGAAGAGUUAGAAACCUAUAUCGUUGACUGUGAUUUAAGACGGAGUAAAGAAAAUAUCAGCUUUAAUUUUGCUAAGGGGGUUAAUGUUACUGCACCAUUGUCCGAUUUUAUCAUCACUGUAAAACAAUACAAUGCACCAAAUAAGAGAUCUGAAGAAAAUACUUGUAUUUUUAGUAUUUUUGAUGAUGAAGGGUAUCCUUCAAUGGGGGAUGAUUUCUUAAGAAAUGCUUAUUUGUAUUAUAAUUUGGAAGGCAACACUGUUGGAAUAGCACCAGUUAAAUUUACCAAAAAGAGUUCGAUUCAAAAUUCCUCAUUUGGUUUAGGCACUCUAGGAAUCGCGUCUUAUUUCUGGAAUUUUGGCAAAUCAUCAAGUUCUCCAUCAUCAUCUUCUACAUCCAACCUGCCACCACCAAGCUCUUCAUCAAACUUACCAGGUCCAUCCAAAUCCAAUGGAAGCACUGGAUUAUUUGAUCCAUCAUCAAUCAACCCUGAAGCGUUCUACAAAUAUGGGUUCCCUGGCCCUGUCCAUGAUUUAGCGAGUCAUUCUGAGUUUGUUAGUUGUUAUGAUAGAUCGAAACGCAAUCCAUAUUGGGUGAUUGAGCAUCUUACAAAACAGUCAAUCACACGUAACUCAGAUUCAGGCGAUCGCAAAAAAUCAAUAUUUAAAGAAGAUGAAUCAAUUCCCGUCAAGUUUAGGAAUAAAUUGCGUGAUUAUUUCCGCAGUGGAUAUGAUAGAGGACAUCAAGCACCAGCCGCUGAUGCCAAAUAUAACCAAUUAGCCAUGGAUGAAACUUUCUUAUUGACUAAUAUUUCACCACAAGUUGGUGACGGAUUCAACCGUGAUUAUUGGAGUCAUUUUGAAGAUUUUGUUCGCAGAUUAACCAAUUCUUAUGACAAUGUCAGAGUCAUGACUGGUCCAUUGUAUUUACCUAAAUUGAUGCCUGAUGGGAAAUAUAGAGUCACUUAUGAGGUUAUUGGAUCGCCUCCAAACAUUGCUGUUCCAACGCAUUUUUUCAAAUUGAUUGUUGGCGAAAGAAAUGGUGAUGACAAGAUAAGUUGUGCUGCGUUUGUGUUACCCAAUGAUGUGAUUGAGAACAGGACACCCUUGACUAGUUUCCAAGUACCGAUAGAUGCAUUGGAAAUUUCGACUGGGUUGGAGUUGUUGCAAAAAGUGCCUUAUUUUAAAAAGAAGGAUUUGUGCAAGGAAGUGAAAUGUGAGAUUAUAGUACGCGAGUUUCCUAAACAAGUGAGUAAUGUGUUGGCCUUGCCCAGUGGGAAAUAG
This is a messenger RNA of Lodderomyces margitis, 2232 nucleotides long. Its product is annotated as ribonuclease. Gene Ontology annotation, biological process: apoptotic DNA fragmentation; proteolysis. Gene Ontology annotation, cellular component: nucleus; mitochondrial inner membrane. The transcript has 2 exons. Gene Ontology annotation, molecular function: metal ion binding; aspartic-type endopeptidase activity; RNA endonuclease activity. The coding region runs from base 1 to 2232 and encodes 743 amino acids. NCBI's taxonomy places the organism in Eukaryota, Fungi, Ascomycota, Pichiomycetes, Serinales, Debaryomycetaceae. The record is from RefSeq and is a predicted model, not a curated record.